AUGGAUGAAUUUAUUGAACCUCUGCCGUCCAAUGCCGCGGCUGGAGGAAGUCUGCCGAGAUCAAUACCCCUGGAAGCUUUCUCUCGAAGCGCUCCGACUACUCCUCCUCUUAGCGCAGACGCACGCAACAUCAUAGCUCGACAAUGCUUGGCCCUCAAAAGAAUCAUCGACAAAGAGGGUAUUCAUGCGGUUUGCAUAGAAUCCAGUAUUCAGCGAACACUAUUCUCCAAAGCGACUCCAAACAUCAGCGUGCUCAUCAAAUGCCUUAGGGUGCUUCCGGAUCUAGACAUCACCAUUACCAUCACAAAUAUGCUUAUACGUCUUACAUCCAGCAACAGCGAUCUGAGCGCGUCCAAUACCGCCAAUGCAGCUCGGAAAAACAUCUCCGUUGCCCUUUUGAAGUGCAUUCAGAAUGUUUUCCGGGAGUAUUUGAAGGCAGACGGUUCGGUUCUCUUUGGUGCCGUACCGAACGCCGUCUCAAGGGUCGACGAGCUGAUGGCAAACGUUUUCUCGUUGCUGACUCGAGUGGCGAAAUAUGACCCGAAGCUAUCGCUUCUAGCUAGACUGCACGGAGCCGUCGCUCCCACGAUCAUUAUGGUGAAGAAGUGGAAUGAGCGCAAAGAAUACGCUCUCGUCAUCACGGGCCUGCAAGCGUUGCGGGCAUUCGCGACGAAGAACGACAAUAACGUCAUCACGAUCCACAAAGGGAGAACUCUUGACUUGCUUGCUUCGAUGCUGAAGAACCCAAUAUCGGCUCCUAUGCUGGCUCAAAACUCGGCGUCGUUGGAAUGCGUCCUUGACCUGAUGACUUUGCUGACGAAAAUGAAGCAUGGCGCUGCAGAGUUGCUGGCCAAAUUCCAGGUUCGGGAACUCAUAGCGCUCUUCCGAAACACCGCCAUCGAAGCACUUCAGAAGUCUGUGUUGAAGUUAUUGAAAACGGUUGUCGAGACCGAGGAAGGCAAGAAGUUGUUCAAUGAGCACAAUGGCGUCGAGUUCUUGACAUCGGCUCUGGAUGAAGUUGUACAAGCAAGUGAAGCCGGAACUCACCCAAACGGCAUGCCAGUGACCUCGUCCAACAGUAGCAGCACAACCGCCAUUCCGACGCUACUCGUAGCGGUUCUUCGGUCGGCUGUAUCGCAAACCGACUUGCCUUUCCUGAACAGAUACCAAAUGCUGAGUUUUCCUCUGCCAUCUGUAGAAGAGGAUGGGGGACCUGACGAUCCAGAUGAUGGUGUUGAAUCCGACGAUGAGGAGGUUGUCAUCAAACUUGGUGUACGAACUGUUUCGGAGAAUGUGAAACUUGGAAUCCCAUCGACGGAAAAGAAGAAUGAGCCUAGCAGCAUUGCCGAGAGCAUCGCAGAGGAAAGUGAUAUGGAGCUGACAGACAAAGAAGAUGAUCUUGACAUGAAAGUACAACUGCGAAGUCGGUGUCCCGAACUUGACAUCGGGGUAGCAUCGGAAGAAGAUCCAGCGAAUGGGAAGGCUCAGAGAGAUCCAUAUACAGGAGACGAUCUCGAAGUUACCGGUCAAAACCCAUUCUCACAUCAACCUGCGCUGCCUAUCACGAACAUUGAAGUGCGACAUGUUCAGCCCAUCACUCCACGGAGGGCAUAUGGCGUUCUGGCACAUAAAUGCAUAGACGCCCCUGAACUCACGGUCAAGCGACAUACGGGUCUUGUGCGAAAGCUGGUUUACGAGCAGAUGCGGAGAGUAGUGCGGCCGGCGGAGCACGUGAACAAGCUUGUCUACGAUGUUAUGGAUGAGUCCAUUGGCAGUGAAGCUGUGGAGGGGUACGUUGCGUUAGAUGAGCAGAAAUUCUUGAAGCUUCGUCCUCAUCAACUUUGCAGAAGUCUUCAGUUCGACUCGCGCUUCGAAAGUGGAAACCUGCAAUUAGCUCUCAUGAUAUCGGACUUCGAGUACGACCUCAUACUGCAAACUGAUAUCAACAGCUCGAUGGGCAAGCACAAUCAGUGGUUCUAUUUCGCUGUGUCUCGCAUGAAGCCAGGCAUUCCGUACAAGUUCAACAUCGUCAAUCUCAGCAAAUCGGGUAGUCAGUUCAAUCAAGGGAUGCAGCCUGUCAUGUACUCGAGGAAAGACGGGCAUUGGCGACGUAUUGGCGACGGAAUAUACUACUACAAAAAUCAUUACUGGAAACCGCAAGAUGCCGGCGUGACUGAUCCAGCUGGCGGCACUUAUGCUACGCUAACAUUUUCAAUCACCUUCGAAACUGAAGGAGAUACUUGUGCCAUUGCCUACCACUAUCCAUACACUUUCUCGGAUCUGCAGCGCCAUCUAUUUCAAUUCCAGCUCGCCCCUACGUUCAAUGACCGCUGCCGGCGGCAACCUCUUUGCUCUACUCUCGGUGGAAACGAGUGCGUGCUUCUCACAAUUACGGAUUUCACACCGUCGUCUACGUCCAUACUACCUAUCGCCGAAAGAAUGUACAUUUUGUUGAGUGCAAGGGUUCAUCCGGGCGAAUCAAACUCCUCGCACACCAUGCACGGCCUUCUCGUGUAUCUCCUGACAAGCAACGACGAAACCGCGACAACGCUACGACAUCGCUAUGUUUUCAAAAUCGUACCGAUGCUCAACCCUGACGGGGUUGUGAACGGUUCGCAUCGUUGCUCACUGGCUGGAGUCGAUCUCAAUCGCCAGUGGCGUCAUCCCCAUCGGAAACGAACACCUACCGUGUGGUGGAUCAAACGGUUGUGGAGCUAUAUAAUUGAUCAUGGGAAUAAGGUUCUGCUCACCUGCGACUUCCACGGACACUCCCGCCGCAAGAAUGUUUUCAUAUUCGGUUGCGAGAACACGCCCGGGUCACCACAUGAGACGUUGGAGCGAACAUUCCCAGCUCUCCUGGCGCAGGUGUCGCCCACAUUUUUGCUGUCUGCUUGCCGGUUUGACAUCCUCCCGUCGAAGGAAACGACGGCAAGAGUGAUAUUGCGGCGCGAGCUCGGUAUCGUCAAUUCAUUUACACUAGAGAGUAGCUACUGUGGAGCAGAUUUUGGCGAGAAGAAGGGUAUGCAGUUUCAGAUCACCGACUUGCAGCAGACGGGUGUGGACUUCUGCCGUGCUUUGCGAUCCCUCUUGGACGUUCCUCCACCUUGGACCACCAGAGGCGAGAACUCUAAUGCCCCUGAGGGGAUAUCAGCGCUCGCUGGCACCGACCCAGUUGCGUCAAUCGCAUCAUCCUCGUCAAUCGUGUUCCAAGACUCCAUGGGCGGCUUGGGUGGCGCACCUCUACCCGCCCGCCCCUUGAGACUCACCGCGUCCGCCAGAGUUGGCAGAACAAAGACAUCGCGAGCAUCUUCUUGUUCAAACGAUCCCCAAGGCAAUAUGCAUUUGCCGUAA
Fimicolochytrium jonesii is the source of this 3351-nucleotide messenger RNA. RefSeq lists its product as uncharacterized. The record is from RefSeq and is a predicted model, not a curated record. NCBI's taxonomy places the organism in Eukaryota, Fungi, Chytridiomycota, Chytridiomycetes, Spizellomycetales, Powellomycetaceae. Gene Ontology annotation, molecular function: metallocarboxypeptidase activity; zinc ion binding. The transcript has 11 exons. Bases 1 to 3351 code for a protein of 1116 amino acids. Gene Ontology annotation, biological process: proteolysis; protein side chain deglutamylation.